Messenger RNA from Phytophthora sojae, 330 nucleotides. RefSeq lists its product as hypothetical. NCBI's taxonomy places the organism in Eukaryota, Oomycota, Peronosporomycetes, Peronosporales, Peronosporaceae. The record is from RefSeq and is a predicted model, not a curated record. The transcript has a single exon. The coding region runs from base 1 to 330 and encodes 109 amino acids.
AUGUCGGAUAAAACGUUGACACCUGAUUCACGCUGUGCAAAAAUAGUCUGGCUUUCUUUCUCCCCCUACAGACUUUCACUCGCCAUGGAUGUACGAUACUGCCACUACUGCCGCGCGAUACCGUGCGAUUGGGAGACGUACGGCAGCGAGCUCGUUGAUAGUCUAAGGCGCCUACUCGACACGUACAAAAAAAUCCCGCACCCUCACAACGUCAGCAAGGCGCUCUAUCAAGUCUACUACUACCUGAAGCAUGGUCGGCUAGACCCAGAACCAAGCUACAGCAUCCCCGCCUGCAUCAAUAUCAAACUACAAGAAGGUACAUACAUGUAG